AUGGAGAAGGCGCCAGGGCUUAAUAUGCCCUUCGUUGACACGGAGGAUAUCAACAUAGGAGCACACAAGAAGCCACAUAGACUGGGGUCAGGGGAGUGGGACACGGUGGCGGGAGAGGACGAGUCUCUCAUAGAGAAGGCAGCAAGCCCUGCGCUGAAGCCUGUCCCGUUUGCAACACGCGUUGUUAGUUCACUGAUUGCAAUGCUGCAGGGGGUGGAGGUACUGUGCAAUUUGGCUAUUUUGUACCUCUUCAAAGACGAUUUCAAAAUAGACCCAGCACUGCUGGCAGUGGUGUUGGGGGCCCUGCGGCUGCCGUGGACAGUAAAGCCUCUCUGGGCAGUCAUGGCUGACAACUUUCCGCUGUUUGGCUACAGACGGAAAUCUUACAUCUUCAUUGGAGCAUCUAUGUGCAUUGUAGCGACCCUUGGGAUUGGACUGGGGGGAUACAGAUCCUUAGCAGCAACCACUUCCCUGCUGCUGCUUUACUUCUGGGGCUCUGCUGUUUGCAAUGUCAUUGGGGAGGCCCUUGUCGUUGAGGCGGGCCGCCGAGACGCCAGUGAAGAGGCCACUGCUCGCACCGUGUCUAUGUUCUUCGCUUUCCGCAAAAUCAGCUUUGCCACAGUGUCAUACUUGUCUGGUGUACUACUGGCCAUAAUGGCCAAACAGUACGUAUUUGUAAUUGCUGCGGCGCUUCCGGCUGCCGUUGUGAUGGCAAACUUCUGGCUAGAAGAGCCGCAGGCGAAGGUGCUGCCUGUCAAAGAGCAAUUCAAGGAACUGGCGAGAGUGCUCAAGCAGCCUACGCUUCUGAACUCGACACUCUUUAUCUUUAUAAUGAUGGCAACACCGUCAGCUGGCUCCAUCAUGUUUUACUUCAUGACAAAUGAGCUGCACUUCGGCCCCGAACUACUCGGACGAAUGGCAUUGUUCCAGAGUAUUGCUUCGCUCAUCGGCAUUCUCGUGUAUAUGUAUUUCUGUAGCACAACUUCUAUUCGGAAGCUUUUGCUGGUUUCUACAGUUGCGAUCACGCCUUUUUGCCUUCUCCCCGUAGUUGUAAUUGAGAGAUGGAAUGUCUCCAUGGGCAUCCCGGAUUCUGUUUUCGUCGUCACGGACACAGUAUUGAUGGAGUUUGCUGGAGAGUUUCAAGCGAUGCCGAUUCUGGUUUUGGCGGCGCGGCUUUGCCCCCCUGGACUUGAGUCUACGAUAUACUCUGUCCUUUUGUCUGCGUACAAUUUGGGCCUUGGAUUGGGAUCUCUUGUCUCAGCUGGACUGACAGCGGCCUUGGGAAUAUCCUCCACGAACUUUAAGGGUCUGUCGGCUCUUACAGUUAUCUGCGCGUUAUCAAACCUAUUGCCGCUGUGUCUUAUUUGGAUGAUCCCUGCAAAGGUAGAGGGACCCUCCCUGCUCUUGCCUUCCAAGCAUGUUCCCCGACGUCUUCCGCAGAAAACCGACGACGGCGCUUCGACCACUGCGGACUCAGAUGGUGGUGCUGCUGAGACUUCAGCCAACAAUUCAGACAUGGAAGCUGGUAGCGUAUGGCGAGCCAACAUCGGCAGCGGUCUCACCCGUAGAGGAACGGUCCAGGUUGUGGACGGCGGCCCAGAGGAACGCUACAGUCCUGUUAGCUCGCAUGACUCAUUUGCUGCCCUUGGCAGUGUUGGGGGAAUGCUCUCUGGCUGCCGUUCGCCGUCUGAGGAAAUUUUCGAAAGUGGGGGAUCAGGUGAGUGCGCCGUGUCCCCCCAGCCGCGCUGGUAA
Eimeria necatrix is the source of this 1752-nucleotide messenger RNA. Its product is annotated as integral membrane protein, putative. The transcript has 6 exons. Lineage: Eukaryota; Apicomplexa; Conoidasida; Eucoccidiorida; Eimeriidae. The record is from RefSeq and is a predicted model, not a curated record. Bases 1 to 1752 code for a protein of 583 amino acids. Gene Ontology annotation, cellular component: membrane.